ACAAAAUGCCUCUGCGGUUAGAUAUCAAACGGAAAUUGUCGGCAAGGUCUGAUCGUGUGAAGUGUGUUGAUCUGCAUCCCACAGAACCAUGGAUGCUGGCCAGCUUGUACAAUGGGAAUGUACAUGUGUGGAAUCAUGAAUCCCAGCAACUGGUAAAGUCAUUUGAGGUAUGUGACCUACCGGUAAGAGCAGCCCGCUUUGUUCCACGUAAAAACUGGGUGGUCACAGGAUCGGAUGACAUGCACGUGAGGGUGUUUAAUUACAACACGUUGGAGCGUGUGCACAAGUUUGAAGCACACUCGGAUUACGUGCGCUCGAUUACCGUGCAUCCGACAGAGAGCUUCAUCCUCACCAGCAGUGAUGACAUGUUGAUCAAGUUAUGGGACUGGGACAAGAAAUGGGAGUGUAGCUGUGUGUUUGAGGGACAUACGCACUACGUUAUGCAGGUGGUGUUCAAUCCGAAAGACAAUAACACAUUUGCUAGCGCCUCCCUGGACAGAACCAUAAAGGUGUGGCAGUUGGGAAGCAGUACACCGAAUUUCACUCUAGAGGGUCAUGAGAAAGGAGUAAAUUGCGUCGACUAUUACACGGGCGGCGACAAGCCUUACCUCAUCUCGGGAGCAGACGACAGACUUGUGAAGAUAUGGGACUAUCAGAACAAAACCUGUGUUCAGACGCUGGAAGGGCAUGCACAAAACAUUGCAGCUGUGGCUUUCCAUCCAGAACUCCCCAUUAUCAUGACAGGAUCAGAAGAUGGCACUGUGCGCAUCUGGCAUGCAAACACGUACAGGCUGGAGAGCACUCUCAACUAUGGCCUGGAACGGGUGUGGACCAUCGCUUACCAGCAGGGGUCGAACAGUGUUGCCAUCGGUUACGAUGAGGGAAGCAUCAUUAUCAAGCUCGGUAGAGAAGAACCAGCGAUGUCAAUGGACCAAAAUGGCAAGAUCAUGUGGGCAAAGCAUUGUGAGAUCCAGCAGGCCAACUUGAAAGCAAUGGUAGACACAGAGAUUAAGGAUGGCGAGCGCUUACCUCUGGCCGUUAAGGAUAUGGGCAGCUGUGAGGUGUACCCACAGACCAUUUCUCACAGCCCCAAUGGAAGGUUUGUCGUCGUGUGCGGCGACGGAGAGUACAUCAUCUACACAGCGAUGGCGCUGCGCAACAAGAGCUUUGGCUCGGCGCAGGAGUUCACGUGGGCGCACGAUCCCUCCGAGUACGCCGUCCGCGAGAGCUCAACGGUCGUGAAGAUCUUCAAGAACUUCAAGGAGCGCAAGUCGUUCAAGCCGGAGUUUGGUGCGGAAGGUAUAUUCGGAGGCUACAUGCUGGGUGUGCGCUCUCUCAGUGGGCUCAGCUUGUAUGACUGGGAGAAUCUAGACCUCAUCAGACGCAUCGAAAUCCAACCGAAGCACGUAUUCUGGUCAGAGAACGGUGAGCUGGUGUGUAUAGCGACAGAGGACUCGUUCUUUAUACUCAAAUACAACUCUGAUGCGGUCGCUAACGCCGCAGAAGACAAAUCGCUCGUCAGCGAGGACGGUAUAGAAGACGCAUUCGAUGUGGUUGGUGAGAUCCAGGAGUCAGUGAAGACAGGCUGUUGGGUCGGUGACUGCUUCAUUUAUACGAACAGUGUCAACAGACUAAACUACUAUGUAGGAGGAGAGAUCGUCACAGUGGCCCACCUCGAUCG
Messenger RNA from Priapulus caudatus, 1681 nucleotides. RefSeq names its product coatomer subunit beta'-like. Gene Ontology annotation, cellular component: COPI vesicle coat. Gene Ontology annotation, molecular function: structural molecule activity; protein binding. The record is from RefSeq and is a predicted model, not a curated record. Gene Ontology annotation, biological process: retrograde vesicle-mediated transport, Golgi to endoplasmic reticulum; endoplasmic reticulum to Golgi vesicle-mediated transport; intracellular protein transport. NCBI's taxonomy places the organism in Eukaryota, Metazoa, Priapulida, Priapulimorpha, Priapulimorphida, Priapulidae.